UUCUGCACUAGCCACAAUUGGAAAGGACUCCUUCUUCUCCUCUUUUAACCUCCCUGUGGCUAAAGUUGUUAUUGUGAUUUGAUUCCACUUGUGCUGCUCUCUACUCAUCUCAUCUCUCCCAUAUUCAUUGCACAAAUGCUUCUCAGACACUCAACAAGACAAGCUACAAAGAGCUCUCUCUUGAAGAUUACAAAUCAAGCAAGGCUUAUCUCCAAGUCUUCCUCGAAGAGAGCUGUCGUUGGCCCUUCUCGUACAACAAAUGUGGCCAAUACAGCACCUUCGAACCCAGCAAUGUCAUUCCCUUGUUUGGACAAACUCCAGGAGAAGACCGAUCUGCUCUCAAACCAACACAAUCCCUUUGAUGAUACCGAUAUAAAGACGAAUGAGCUUCCAGAGCCAGUUUAUGCCCGUGUUCAGUCGGGAUUCAAAGUGUUUAAGAGCACAGAGCCUUUGUUUCUAGAUUACGGUGGGUAUUUACCAGAGUUUGAAGUAGCCUAUGAACAUUGGGGAACUUUGAAUGAUGACAAGACGAACGCUAUCUUGCUCCAUACAGGUCUUUCAGCUUCUUCCCAUGCAAAGUCCCAGAUUGAGAAUGAAAAGCCAGGCUGGUGGGAAGACUUUAUCGGGCCUGAUAAGCCAUUAGAUACAAACAAAUUCUUUGUCGUAUGUACCAAUGUUGUUGGCGGGUGCUACGGUUCCACCGGUCCUUCGUCCGUUGACCCUGCCAAUGGUGAAAGAUACGCUACAAGUUUCCCAAUCCUCAGUAUAUCAGACAUGGUUAGGGCCCAGGAACGUCUAAUGCGUGAGGAAUUUGGAGUCAUGAACCUAUACGCCUCUGUGGGCUCUUCAAUGGGUGGAAUGCAAUCGCUUGCCUAUGCGCAUGAGUUCCCAGACAGGGUUAACCGUGUGGUUUCCAUCUCAGGGUGUGCUAGAUCGCAUCCUUACUCUAUAGCAAUGCGUCACACACAGAGACAGGUGCUCAUGUCUGACCCAAAUUGGAAGAGAGGCUACUAUUACGACUCCGUGCCACCACACGUUGGCAUGAAACUUGCAAGGGAAAUUGCAACUGUGACUUAUAGAUCAGGUCCAGAAUGGGAAAUUCGGUUUGGAAGAGAAAGGGCCAAACCAACAUCUGGUCCUGCUCUAUGUCCUGACUUCUUGGUUGAGACGUAUUUGGACCACCAGGGAAACAAGUUCUCACUUGAAUACGAUCCAAAUUCGUUAUUGUACGUCUCCAAGGCAAUGGAUUUGUUUGACUUGGGACACAGCAACAGAUCUCUUGCAAAAGAGAAGAGAUCAUCCACAGAGAGCGAAUACCUCAAAGGUGUUUAUGAUUCGUUUGUUGCAUCAGAAGUUUGUAUCAAGGCACCAAAUGAUGUCGAGAGUAUAAAAAGACGGACAAAGACACAGGAACAAGAGGCUGAUGAUCUUCUCAGAGGUAUGAGUCCAAUUGCAAGCAAGGAGGUGCUAGUUAUUGGAGUGAAGUCCGAUAUAUUGUUCCCACAUUGGCAACAGCAAGAAAUUGCAGAUGUUUUGAAGAAGGGAAACAUAAAAUUCCAUGGAGGUGAUGGCUCUAAUAUCCAUCACGUUGAACUCAGUGAAGAGACCAGUAUGUACGGUCAUGACACCUUCCUUUUGGAUCUCGAACACGUUGGUGGUCCAAUAAAAAGGUUCCUCUAAUCCAAAUUUACAUAUGCAGAUUUGUUUACAAUUGAAAAGGCAGAAAACUUCUA
Molecule: messenger RNA, 1733 nt
Organism: Williopsis jadinii
Lineage: Eukaryota; Fungi; Ascomycota; Saccharomycetes; Phaffomycetales; Wickerhamomycetaceae
Product: homoserine O-acetyltransferase family protein
Exons: 1
Coding region: 136-1680 (514 amino acids)
Biological process (GO): L-homoserine metabolic process
Molecular function (GO): homoserine O-acetyltransferase activity; L-serine O-acetyltransferase activity
Source: RefSeq, a predicted model, not a curated record